This is a messenger RNA of Acanthopagrus latus (yellowfin seabream), 2639 nucleotides long. RefSeq names its product alpha-2Db adrenergic receptor-like. Gene Ontology annotation, molecular function: alpha2-adrenergic receptor activity. Gene Ontology annotation, biological process: adenylate cyclase-activating adrenergic receptor signaling pathway; regulation of smooth muscle contraction; platelet activation. Gene Ontology annotation, cellular component: membrane. The record is from RefSeq and is a predicted model, not a curated record. The transcript has 3 exons. NCBI's taxonomy places the organism in Eukaryota, Metazoa, Chordata, Actinopteri, Spariformes, Sparidae. Bases 1025 to 2494 code for a protein of 489 amino acids.
UCUCUCAUUUUCAUUGAUCCUCUCUCCUCAUUUCCAAAUAUCUCCUCCAUCCUCCAUCUUCACCUCCUUCCCUCCACUCUUCUCUCCCUCCCUCUCUCUCUCGUAUUGCCCUCCUCUCUUAUUCAUUAUCACCUCGUUCUUCAACUCGUCCUCUCCUCAUCACCGUCCCUCCACUCUUUCCUUUCUCUUCCUCUCCUCCCUCAUUUCACAUCUCUUUCCUCAGUCCUUUUCUUUCCUUUCCUCUCUCAUCUCCUCAUCCCUCUCUCCCCCCUCUUCUCCUCUCUCUUCCUCCCACUCUUUCUCACAGUGCCCUCCUCUCCUCCUUCAUCCACCUCUACCUCUCUAAAAUCCUGACCUUUUCUAUCCUCCUCUUCUCCCACUCCAUAUUUGUCUUCCUCUCUUCAUCUCCAGCUCCAUCUCGACUCCACGCGUCUCCUACUCUUUUUCUUUCAUCUCUCCUCUCUGUUAGUCUCUCUCCUCCUCCUCCUCCUCCUCCUCCUCCUCCUCCUCUCUUCCAGCGGUAGAGAAUCACAGAACAGCGGCAGCAGCAGUGUCACUCAGCACGCCGACGACUCGCAUGAAAGUGAGGACCUCUGCUUUUCUUUUUCUUACCUCGUUUAUUUGUGGGGGGGUUUUUCCAUCUCCUCCUCCUCCUCCUCUUCUUCUUCUUCUUCUUCUUCUUCCCAUUCACUCAUGUUUCCUUCAUUUCUUCUCUACUUUUUCGGUCCUUUUUUCUGCCUCACUGAUCUUUUCUCCGGCGUGCAGCAGUAUGAGGGUACCAUGCAUUACAAAUAGGGUUUGUGUCCUUGCUCCCACUAGAGCAUGUAGCUAUAUGCUUCUUUAUUAUUUUUUCUUUUGCAUCUCACUGGAAAUAAGUAGGCCAGUCUUGUAGGUUUAAAGCAGGAUGUCAACCUCUGGGCUCAGAUGUGCUUGUGACUGGAUAUUUUACCAGACACUCUGUCUGCAGUGAAGCACUGGAGGUGGAGAGAAUAAUGGGGACCGUAACGUCAGUGAUUUAACCAGGAUGGAUUUAUCGGAUGUAUUCACGUCCGUAAUGGCCACAAUGCCGACCACGCUGCCACCAAACUCUUCUUUGGAGAACGUCAACCAGACGUCCUCUUCCUCGCCGAGGUCUCCUCCUCUACCUCCUCACUCACAGGUGGCGUCGGUGUUCAUCGUGCUGGUGGUCACGGUCAUCAUCCUGGGGACCGUGGUGGGUAACGUGCUGGUGGUGGUGGCGGUGUUCACCAGCCGAGCCCUGAGGGCGCCUCAGAACCUCUUCCUGGUGUCUCUGGCUUCUGCAGACAUUCUGGUGGCGACGUUGGUCAUCCCGUUCUCCUUGGCUAAUGAGGUCAUGGGCUACUGGUACUUUGGUUCCACCUGGUGCUCCUUCUACCUGGCUCUGGACGUCCUCUUCUGCACUUCCUCCAUCGUCCACCUCUGCGCCAUCAGCCUCGACCGCUACUGGUCCGUCACCAAAGCCGUCAGCUACAACCGCAAACGGACGCCGAAACGGAUUAAAGUGAUGAUCAGCAUCGUGUGGCUCAUUUCUAUCGUCAUCUCCUCCCCGCCGCUCCUCAUGAAGCAGAAGGAGGAGGAUUUUGGGACGGAGGAGGAGAGCGACACCCGGAGGCAGGAGUGUCUCAUCAAUAACCAGACGUGGUACAUCCUGUCCUCCUGCCUCGUGUCCUUCUUCGCCCCGGGAGUCAUCAUGAUACUAGUUUACUGUAAGAUCUACCGUGUGGCAAAGCAGCGAGCCUCCACUGUGUUCGUGGCGAAGAACGUGAUGGAGCGUCAGCCGUCGCAGUCUGAGACCUGCUUCGUGGGAGCCGCCAGGACUUGCCAAAUAAAGGGAGCCGGCUGCUGUGAAUCGCAGUACGAGCUGGACAGCCCGCGGCCGGCGGUCCGACACAGCUCCUCCAACAUAGACAGCAACAGCAGCGGCAUCAGGAGGGGAGAGCUGGACGAUAUCGACUUGGAGGAGAAGAGCUGCGAACCGGACGUGAAAACGUCCUCCUCGUUUUCGGCGGCUCUUCGUUUCUCCAGGAGAGCCGUUGGAGGUGUGAAAACAGAGGAGGGCAAGGACGGGGAGGGAAACAGGUUGAAGCCUCCUCCUCCUUCCUGCGCCUCCAUAUCCUGGGCGUCAUCCGACCAGUGCUCCCACCACUUACUCCUCCCGUCUCCGGUGCCGCUCCGCAGCAGGCAGAUGUCUCUGUCCAAAAACAAAGUGGCGCAAAUGAGGGAGAAGCGCUUCACGUUCGUCCUGGCCGUGGUCAUGGGCGUUUUCGUCCUCUGCUGGUUCCCGUUCUUCUUCACUUACAGUCUGCACGCCGUCUGCAGAGAGAACUGCACGAUCCCCGACUCUCUCUUCAACCUGUUCUUCUGGAUCGGAUACUGCAACAGCUGCCUGAACCCCAUCAUAUACACCGUCUUCAACCGAGACUUCAGGAGGGCCUUCAAGAAGAUUUUAUUUGAAACUCACAAACGAACAUAAGAUGUGAAUGUAUGAGUGUGUGUCUGUGUGUUACUGCUCUCUGCUCACACACACACACACACACACACACACACACACACACACAGAGGCAAACACAAGUGUGUGUCCUGUUUUCCACUGUGCUGUCAAACCGACAUUAAAGGGC